Molecule: messenger RNA, 1528 nt
Organism: Ruditapes philippinarum (Manila clam)
Lineage: Eukaryota; Metazoa; Mollusca; Bivalvia; Venerida; Veneridae
Exons: 3
Coding region: 146-1465 (439 amino acids)
Source: RefSeq, a predicted model, not a curated record
UAUUUUAAUGACGCCGUUAAAAUGACGUCACAGUUAACGCCAUGGUUGCUGAAACGUGUAUAUAAAAGAUAGAUGCGGAUAUAACUUAAAUAAAAUUGUUCAUGUAAUACAAAACAACAUCGUAUAAAUUCUGGACCAAGUAGGCAUGGGAAAUCCGUGUCCCCCGGUCGCGCCUGAUUCAAGUGUGAACCUAGAACCUUGCAGUAAUCAAAACGCCCAGACCUCUUCGAUUUCAGAUACACCUGACAAAAGUUCCAACAGAACCCCACGUGAUAAAUUAAACGCUUCCUUACUUGAUGUUAUCAACCUGUCAAGUCAACUUGUCUCAAUGGAAAUUUUACCAUCUAAAGACAAGAGCAAUAAAAGAAAAAAGCAAGUUCGAUUUGCACUUCCAGAAACUGUUGACGAUUCUGCAGCAUUAGUGCAAAAGGAAGGAAAGGCUCAAGAAGUCAAACCUACAAGGAAAGUGUGCACAAAGAAAACAAAACUAAGAAAGUUCCACCCUUACAUUGCACAAAUAAAAGUUGAACCAGCAGACAAAAUUGUAACUAACAUCAAUGAGAAUCCGUUACUGAUUAAAUCAUUUUGUGUAUCUGAUGAAGUCAGUGCUGAGCCCAUAUCGCUAAUGGAUGAACAAACAGAUGGUUCCGUUUUGGAUAGGAACGAAAAUUGCACGGUUCGAUCGAAAUAUUCAAAAUUAACAAAACGUCUGAACGUUCCAAUAAAGAAAAUCAAAUCAGAUUAUGUGUUAUGUAGCAAAAAGAGAAAGCUUAAUCAACAAACUAAGAAACGAAAAAGUGUAGUUUCAAAAAAGCUUUGGGUAAAGAGAAAAGAAAGUUCGCGAUGCAAGCAAAGUAGGAAAAGAAGACACGUGGAUCGUGGAAAUUGCAAACUUGCUCAGGCAAAGAAACGUAAAAUGUCUGUUGCACCUUUGAAGGGCAAGAACAGGAGUAAAAAACUUGCAAAUGAUAAACGAAAAUAUCUCACUCUUGCACCAAAUAAGAAAGGAACAAAGAACAAACAAACGUCAUCUAAGGCUUCUGUAAAAGUCAACCAACUUAAGAAAAAGAUUAAGAAGGCAGUACAAAAUGUUCGACAGGCUAAAACAUCAGAGAAGAAAAUGUUACGACUCAAAAAGCGCGUGAAGAAAACGACCACAAAGAAGCUUAAAUUGAAGCAAUCUUUAAUAAAGAAGCGAAAACAUAAUGAACGGAAAAAGAAAGAUCAAAAGAAAAGAAAAGCAGCGAAAGGUCAAAUUGUGAAGAUAGUAAAGAAAAGAAGGCGAAAAAUUAAGAUCAUACCUAUAGAGAGACAAGACGAAGUCAUUCCACCAUUGAGAGUUGCGCUUUUGAAGUACCUCACAAUAGAGCAAGCGUACGAUGAUCAUUUAGAUUGCUGCAGACUGUGCUGUUGGGAUGAUUGGGAAGAAGUGGAUAUUGAGGACAUCAAAUGUGAUUACGACUAGGUUGAAGAAAUUAUAGUCUCACAUCUUUUAAAUUUCUUCAUGAAUAAAGUAUUACAACUCAAA